Messenger RNA from Monoraphidium neglectum, 1170 nucleotides. RefSeq lists its product as hypothetical. The coding region runs from base 1 to 1170 and encodes 389 amino acids. The record is from RefSeq and is a predicted model, not a curated record. NCBI's taxonomy places the organism in Eukaryota, Viridiplantae, Chlorophyta, Chlorophyceae, Sphaeropleales, Selenastraceae. Gene Ontology annotation, molecular function: RNA binding. The transcript has 8 exons.
AUGGCGGACCCGCUGGCUGUGCCCCUGUCCCGACUCUUCAUCGUAUGCGGCAGGGCCGUUGAGGAGGACACGCUGCGGGGCGCGUUUUCCGAUUUUGGCAAUGUCCAGCAUGUCAAGGUUAUCAAGGACAAAGGGGUUGCUUACGUCAAGUUUGACAAAGCCUCGUCAGCCGCGCUGGCGAUGGAGGCGCUCAAUGGCGCCGUCUUGAACAAUGGGCGCGGCCCCAAGCUCAAGGUGCUACUGGCGGAGGAGCCCACUCAGAGGGGCGCUCCUCCCCCUCCGCCGCGCAUCCCUGAUGAAGUGCUGGCGUCAGAUCCCGACAACAUCCCGCCGCGCUCGCGGCUGUUCGUCGUGGUGCCGAAGGCAGCAGAGGCCCAAGUCAUCCAGGACGAGAUCACCCGCCUUUGCACUGAUGGCCUGGAGUACGUCAAGACCGACCUCAUCGCGUCCAAAGGCGUUGUUUUUGCCAAGUAUGCGCGCGCUUCGGCCGCGCUGCGCGUCGUCGAGGAGGUUGGAUCCAAGGGCACACUGGGCCCCUACAAGGUCAAGAUCAUGCUUGCAGAGCCCAAGACCAAGCGCAGCUCGGCGGCAGCGGCGGCACUUGGUGCAGCGGCAGCCAGCCUGCCUGGAGCAUCAGCGGCAGCCGGCCUACGCGCCCUGGAAGGGCUAGGACUGGGGACGCACAUGGGCCUGCAGCACGCCCUGCUUGCGCAUCAGGGCAAGGUCUCGGACCCCUUCGGCCUGGGCAUGGCCUCGCUGGACCAGGCAGCAGCGUACCGGCACUUGGCAGCUGUGGCGGCCAGUGGGGCGCUUGGUACAAGCGCAGCUGCACACCACCAUACGGCAGCGGCCGCGGCGGCUGCCGCAGCUGCGGCAGCGGCGGCAGCCGCCAGCAACCCCCUGGCAGCGGCGCACCACCACCACACACAGCUGCUGUCUGCUGGGGACAUGGCGCUGCACAGCCUGGCCAGCGGCGCGCUCGGCUUGGGCCCGGAGGCACUGGGCGUGUGCAGCAAGAGCAUAGACGAUGCGCUGCUGGCGCGGCUGUUCCGGGCUUACCCUGGCAUGGAGUACUGCGACCUCAAGCGCGACCGGGCGACAGGCCGCUCCAAGGGGUAUGCCUACGUCAACUACNAGCGCCCCAGGGCCUGCAGCGGCUGCCUCGCGUGA